AUGCCUUCACAAUCUCCCUUCCAGAUAGACAUCCCGGCGACUGAUCUUCUGACCUACCUCUUUCCGCCGUCAAAGCCAGCAUCCGACAAGCCAAUAUGGAUUGAUGCAGAUGAUACAAAUAAUGCUCUGUCACCACGGCAGCUUUUACAAUGGGUCAAGAGGUUGGGGUCUGGGCUGCAGAAGCUGGGAUUGAACCGACAAGAUGUGGUCAUGAUGUAUUCAACUAAUCACAUAUUCGUGCCCGUUGCAUAUCUCGGCACGGCCGGCGCUGGGCUAAUCUACAGUGGUUGCAAUCCCGCAUAUGGCGUCGAAGAGGUCGUCUAUCAGAUCAAGAACACUGAGUGCAAGGUCAUUCUCGUUGAACCAGCACUCCUCCAGACCCUUCUGAAAGCAGCCGGUAAAACAGGGUUUCGCACUGACCGAAUAUUUCUCUUCUCCGAUGAGGAAGCCGCAUCGUCGAAAGGCGUCAGAGACUGGCGCAGCUUCCUACCCUCCGCUUCAGAAGCUGAGUCGUGGAAUUGGGACCAAAUGGAUUCAGACCAAUCUCGUACCACCGUUGCUGCCUUGAACUAUUCCUCGGGCACAACCGGUCUACCAAAAGGCGUCAUGAUCAGCCACCAAAACGUGAUUGCCAACACCGAACAAAGUCUCUUCAUGCGCGACCUCGAGCAGCCCUAUUCCAGAUCAGCCUGCUCGCGCCCUGAAGAGCGCUGGCUCGGCUUCCUCCCCCUCUACCACGCUUACGGCCAGCUCUGGUCCAUCGUGGCCGCUGCCCGCACGCUGUCACCCUGCUUCUUCAUGCGUUCCUUCAACUACUCCACGUUUCUCAAAAACAUCCAGAAUCACCGCGUAACCCACAUCCAGACCGCACCCCCGGUGCUCGUGAUGCUAGCGAAGCGUCCCGAGACUCGGGAGUUUGACCUCAGUUCCCUGAAGAAUAUCCUAUGUGGCGCGGCGCCGCUGUCAAAAGAGCUGCAGAACGAGGUAUCCAAGAGGUUUGCGCUGAAGGUUGUCCAGACGUGGGGAAUGACCGAAGUCACUUGCUCCUCGCUGCACGUCCCCGGCGGCCGCGACGACCGCUCCGGCAGUGUAGGGUACAUCGAUCCAAACUGCUCAAUGAAGCUCAUCGACGAAGAUGGAAAAGAAGUCGGGCCCGGGCAGCGCGGCGAGAUUCACGUCAAGGGGCCGAACGUGUGCAUGGGGUAUUGGCGGAACGAGCGGGCGACGGCUGAGACGUUUGAUGACGAGGGCUUUUUGAAGACGGGAGAUGUUGCGGUGCGGAACGAGGAGGGGUGGUUUUGGAUCGUGGAUCGGAAGAAGGAGUUGAUCAAGGUGAAGGGGUUCCAGGUCGCGCCGGCGGAGCUGGAGGCCUUGUUGUUGGAGCAUGAGCAUGUGGCUGAUGCGGCGGUGUGCGCGUUGCAAUUGGAUCAUGAAGAACUACCCCGGGCGUACGUUGCGCUCAAGCCGGAGCACAAGAGCGCAUCUUCGGAGUGGGAUAUAGAGAAGUGGAUAGCGGGGCGUGUUGCGAAGCACAAGCAGCUAUCUGGGGGCGUUGUGUUCAUCGACGAAGUCCCGAAAUCACCGAGCGGGAAGAUUCAGAGAAAAGUACUGAGAGAAUGGGCUAAGAACGACGCGGAGAACUUCAUCGAUAGACGGGAGGGAGCGAGGUUGUAG
This is a messenger RNA of Paraphaeosphaeria sporulosa, 1674 nucleotides long. RefSeq names its product 4-coumarate-CoA ligase 2. Gene Ontology annotation, biological process: secondary metabolic process. Lineage: Eukaryota; Fungi; Ascomycota; Dothideomycetes; Pleosporales; Didymosphaeriaceae. The record is from RefSeq and is a predicted model, not a curated record. Gene Ontology annotation, molecular function: CoA-ligase activity. The transcript has 5 exons. Bases 1 to 1674 code for a protein of 557 amino acids.